AUACUACAAUCGGAAAUUAUGGCCAUGCGUAGCACAAAACUAAUCAAAAAAAGCUAUAAAAUUACGAUUUUAAGUAUCCACAUGUACACGUCCAUUUAAUUAUUUUACUACUCAUCGUAUACACUGGCGAAACCUAGUCAUUGUUCAAGCAUUAGCACCAUUUUGAGCCAUAAAAAAUAAGUUUAAAACUAUUAAAAAAAAUUACGUUAAAAGUUAAAACUAGAUCACAACUUGUCUUUGUAACUUAAUAAAAGUACCUACAUUUAUUAGUAGUCACAUAUAUUGUGUUAAAUUAUUUUUUAUUAAUAAUAAUGUGGAGGAAAAUGUGUUACGUCGCACUUAUUUUAAUUAUAUAUGUGUAUAAAAGUUCGCAACUAUCGUACGGCGAUAUCGACAAAAAAUAUUACCUCGUAACGGAGGCCCAUAACUUGUCUAAAAUGAUCUUCAACCGAGGUAGAAACAAUUACAAUGAGCUCAAACAAAAAUCCUUGGACACGAUCGACACGUUUCUAGAUUUGGUGAAGAUUAUGAACGACAUUAUGGGACGAGAGUUGCGGGGCGCCAUUGUGAAGUUUUAUAAAAUAAAAUAUUUUCACGAUUUCACGAAUUAUAUGAUAUCGAUGGAGGAGAUAGUAAACAUUACAGAGCAUUGUCUGAUAGAGCCGUUGGAAAAGCUGGCAGACCUCAGGGACCAGUUUCACGACGUCAUUAAGAAUUUUGAGGACGUCAGGAAUUUUGACUCGGUCAAUAAAUGCAACGACCAACUGCCGGACGAAGUCGCUACAGCACAUUGUAUUCUUCACCAAGCUGUGUUAUUCAACGAAGUAAUGCAACAGAGCCUUGGCACCAUAGUGACCGUGAAGACCAGACAACACGCCCAAGACAUGAACGAGUCUAUUUACAACGUGCAGACAUGUUUAAACAACUUCGUGCCGAAGUUUUUCGACCAACUGCUGGUCGACGUUUAUACGGACGAAUGCGAGUAUUUAAAGGUGGUGAAUGCGUCGAUCACAGACUUGAUGAAGGACAAGGCCAACGUGACACAGUUCCCGAGCAAGUGGAAGCCGUUAACGGAUCUGCUUAAAGCAAAACUAAAAUCGCCGAGCCACGUGUUAAACCAGCCAAUCUUUGCAACGAUAUUCGCCAUUGUCAACAAUGCAAGUGACGACGCAACGAGAAGACUACACUAGAGGGCGCCACCAGUUUCUUAGGGAAACUAUUGUAAAUACCUAUUUGUGUAAAGAGCAAAGUUGGUUUUUGCUGCGAAUGCUAAUAUUUCUCCUCCUAAUAGUCCUGGGUGCGUAGCCAACAUGCCAAUCAUAUUAAAUAUAUUAAAAACGGGUCACUCACGUAUUUUAAUUCGAAAAACGCUCGACAUGUUUCACUCCGUACCGAGGAGUAUCAUCAGGAGCUUGCGUUUACGGUGACGGACCGGCGCAGACUGCGGGCCGCAGUUCUCCGCGCCCGAUGACUCGGCGCAGGCGCCGGUGGCGGCAGGGUGGGCGAGAAACUACCCUCAUUUAUGGCCCGUGACCCGUUUUUAAUAUAUUUAAUAUGUCUGUGUCUCACGAAAGUUUUGUUAUUAAAACAUGCCAAUCGUUUACGCUCCGUAGCGAACGAAACGCAACUGCCAUCGUCGCAUAUGGAAGUGAUAGAGAGACACAAAGCGUUUCGUUGUCGUAGCGCAAGCGAUUGUCACCUUGGCUAGUCACCCUUAGUAAGCGAAAGAUUCUAUUUCUAUCCUCCUAAAGCCAGGGUCUACAAUGGCAGGCCAUGCAAAUGAAAAAUACAGAAUUUGCCACUGAUGUUUGAACCUUUAGUGCAGGGAAUAGAGUUGAUUUUGGUUUUGUUUGAAAAUUGAACGGAACAAUACAAAUGCGACUCUGUUCCAAUUGAAUAUGAUUUAAAUUCCAUCGAACUGAAUAAAUACUAUAUGUAGGACCUUGGGCCUUAGGAGGAUAUAAUAGAAUCACGAGCGUAGCGAUAAUAAGUGUAUGAUUUCGGAUUUAAUUUAUUUUUGUAAUGUGUAGGUAUAUCUUAAUUUAACACAU
Molecule: messenger RNA, 2051 nt
Organism: Cydia splendana
Lineage: Eukaryota; Metazoa; Arthropoda; Insecta; Lepidoptera; Tortricidae
Exons: 6
Coding region: 312-1190 (292 amino acids)
Source: RefSeq, a predicted model, not a curated record